Molecule: messenger RNA, 3089 nt
Organism: Ahaetulla prasina
Lineage: Eukaryota; Metazoa; Chordata; Lepidosauria; Squamata; Colubridae
Gene: TAF6L
Product: TATA-box binding protein associated factor 6 like
Exons: 12
Coding region: 110-2284 (724 amino acids)
Biological process (GO): transcription initiation at RNA polymerase II promoter; RNA polymerase II preinitiation complex assembly
Cellular component (GO): SAGA complex; SLIK (SAGA-like) complex; transcription factor TFIID complex
Molecular function (GO): protein heterodimerization activity; RNA polymerase II general transcription initiation factor activity; transcription coactivator activity
Source: RefSeq, a predicted model, not a curated record
UUUCUCUUCCAGCCUCUUGCCGAGGACAUCGCCAAUCCCCGCUAACGUGCCAACUGGCUUCUCGCCCAUCGGCUCGGCCACAAAGUCCCGGUGCUUUUGGCUGGUCGUCAUGUCGGCUGCUGCCUUGUCCUGGCUGCUCGCGCUCCAACCGUCGCUCCCGCGCAACCCGCGAGUCUGCUUCCGGGUCGCGGGGGCGGAGGCUUUAAGGCCCGCUCUGCGCGAGAGGAGAAAGGGCGUUCUGGACUUCCGGCGGCCUCGCUUUCUCUACGGUCCUGGCGGCGUUCUAGGCGCCCGGAGGAGUCUCUAUGGCCUUUGGAGCCUCUUCAGGCCUGGUUGGAGGAGGAGAAGGCGGGGCAGAAGGGAGAGCUGCAGGGCUCCUCUCCUUCCUCUCAGGACCAGCAUCAUGUCUGAACGGGAAGAACGGCGCUUUGUGGAGAUCCCGCGGGAAUCGGUCCGGCUGAUGGCCGAAAGUGCGGGCGUGGAGCUGACCGACGAGGUGGCCGCUCUGCUGGCUGAAGACGUCUGCUACCGACUGCGAGAAGCAACCCAGAACAGUUCCCAGUUCAUGAAACACACCAAACGCCGGAAGCUGACGGUGGAAGACUUCAACCGGUCUCUCCGAUGGAGCAACGUGGAAGUGGUGUGCGGCCAUGGCUCUCCGGACCCUCUGCCCUUCCGGGCCAUUAAGGAAGGAGAACUUUACUUCCAAGAAGACCGCGAGGUCAACCUGGUGGAGGUUGCGUUGGCCACCAACGUGCCCAAGGAUUGUGCGGAGACAGCAGUUAGAGUUCACGUCUCUUACCUGGACGGGAAAGGUAACCUUGAGGCACAAGGCUCAGUGCCCAGUGCCGUCUCUAUGCUGACAGACGACCUGUUGAAGUAUUACCAGCAUGUGACUCGAGCCGUCCUGGGCGACGACCCUCAGCUGAUGAAGGUUGCCCUUCAGGAUUUACAGACCAAUUCAAAGAUUGCGGCUCUCCUGCCUUACUUUGUCUACAUCGUGAGUGGGGUCAAGUCGGUGAGCCACGACCUGGAGCAACUCAACCGCCUUCUGCACAUGGCGAAGAGCCUCAUCCAGAACCCUUACUUGUGCCUGGGGUCUUACGUCAAGAGCCUCAUUGCCAGCGUCAUGUACUGUGUCCUGGAACCUUUGGCAGCCUCCAUCAACCCCCUGAACGACCACUGGACCCUGCGUGACUAUGCGGCCCUGCUCUUGGGCCAGAUCUUCUGGACUCACGGGGAUCUGGUGAGCAGCUUGUACCAUCAGAUCCUGCUGACCCUCCAGAAGGUGUUGGCCGACCCCGUCCGACCCCUCUGCUCGCACUAUGGGGCCGUGGUGGGGCUGCAUGCCUUGGGAUGGGAGGCGGUGCAGCGGGUCCUGUACCCCCACCUCUCGACCUACUGGUCCAACCUGCAGGUGGUUCUGGACGAUUAUUCGGUGUCCAACGCUCAGGUUAAGGCCGACGGACACAAGGUCUACGGGGCCAUUCUGGUGGCGGUCGAGCGGCUUCUCAAGAUGAAAGCUCAGUCCCUCUCGGUGCCCGUCCAGGCUGAGGGUGGAGGUCCCGAGGGGCGCCCGCGGGACGGUGUGCCUUGGCUCAGCCCCCUCCAGGACGCUCAGGUGGAGUUUGGCUUCGGCAUCGCCAGCCACCUGCUGCAGCUGGGCAGCGGGGGCCCCCAGGCCGGGGUGGGCAUCCCCGCCAGCCCCCCAUCCGUCUCGCUCAACGAGAUUUACCAGGAGCUCUACUACUUCUUCGGGGACAGCCUGGCCACCCGUUUCGGCACCGGCUCGGGGCUGUGCCCGGCGGGGCCGAUGCCCACCGGCCCUCCCAAGACCACCGACACCAAGAAGGAGCAGCCGGCUUUUGGCACCGGGGACGCCGUGCGCAAGAUGCCUCAGCUGACCGCCAGCGCCACCGUCAGUCCUCGGGAAGAGGAGAGCCCCCGCGCGGACUUUUCAGCCAGCCGGCCUGCCUUGCAUCGCUCGGCCAGCCUGGCCCGUUCCCGCAGUGCCUUGCGCCAGCAGGGUCACCGGCCCGUCGCCCGGGACGUCUUCCAGAAGUGCCGGUUUUCCCUGCAGGGGGCGCCCCACUUCAGUUUUGUUAUCGCGGGGCGCCAAGUGGAGCGUCGGUGCCAGGGGCGCCUCUUCCAGACCUGUUUCUUACAGCACCAUGGCCCCACCCACGUCUCGCGCUACGCCCAGAAGCUGCCUAUGAUUGGUCGGACCAGCAAGCCCGCGAAAAAGUGGGGCCACUCGGACUAUUCCCUCUACUUACCUCUCUGAGCAAUGGGUCUUUUCCUAGCAGGAACAUCCAUUUGGGAGUUCCUGGUGCCCCACCCCCAGGACCCCCACCCUCCCAGGCCCACUUCCAUCCAGGGCUUGCUCCUGAUCCUUUGGAAGGGCCACUGAGGGCUGCCCCCUUGGAAUAGGCAAGCCCCUUUAAAAAUACAGAGGGAGUGGGCAAAUACAUUCUAGGUCAGGGGUCUCCAACCUUGGUCCCUUUAAGACUUGUGGACUUUAACUCCCAGCUUUGCUGGCUGAGGGACUCUGGGAAUUGAAGUCCACAAGUCUUAAAGGGACCAAGGUUGGAGACCCCUAACCUAGGUCCUCUUGAAUUCCCCAACCCCCCAUGCUUAUCUGUCCUUCUCUCAAUGUUGUAAUAAAAUGGAAAAAUAAGAUUGGUAUUUAACCCUACCCAAACAAUUCCCAAUUCUGCUUUAACCAGAAGCCCCCCCUGCAAAAAAAAUAAAAAUAAAAAUAAAAAUGGGGGGUGGGGGAGGCAGGAUUUUUUGUUGGAGGUUUGGGUCACUCUUUGAAUGUUUGUGGGGCAGAAAGAAAAAACAGAAGAAUUGGCUUUGAAUGUGUUUUUUUUUAAAGGGACAGGAAAUAUGUGUGAUUUGCAAAUGGAAACCUUUUUUUAGCCAAGCUGUAUUGACUUGAAAAACUUUGAAAAGAGAUCCAGUCGAAAUAGGGGUGUGUGUGUCUCUCUCUCUGCCGAUUCCUCCCCCCCCCCACACACAAAAAACACCUUGAUUUAAAACAGCAGGAGUUUUGCUUAUGCCUUCCUGCCGAGAGAUUAAAAACAUUU